Molecule: messenger RNA, 1363 nt
Organism: Vigna angularis (adzuki bean)
Lineage: Eukaryota; Viridiplantae; Streptophyta; Magnoliopsida; Fabales; Fabaceae
Exons: 2
Coding region: 270-950 (226 amino acids)
Source: RefSeq, a predicted model, not a curated record
UGUAUGUGUCGAAUGUAAAUUCUCACAACUUGUCAAGUGCUAUUCACGAGUCUCAUUUCACCACUUCCAUUAUUGAAAUGUUAGUACAACUAUCACUCUUAUCUCAGUUUUCAUAAAAUACGCCAAAAUUCUUGGUGCGUUUUCUAUCAAUAUUCAGGAGCCUAUAGCCUACCCUGUACUCAAGUUUUACACCACCAUUCAUCCUCCACCGUUAUCAUCAUCAUCACUAUUAUAAUAACUUCACCACACACGACCCAGAGGCAGCAAACAUGGGUGGAAGAGUGAGCAAAAGUGGGAGGAGUUCUUCUGAGAAAUAUGUGAUGAAUUUGAAGGAGAAAGUUAGGGUCUUGCAAGAGGAGAUCAAGGAGAUGAUGUAUGAGAGGGAGAAGGACAGUAGAAGCUAUGAGAGAGACAUAAUGGUGUUCACUUUCAAGGAGGCAGAUUGGAAGCAAGAGGGUAAGAGGCUGAGGGAAGAGGUGAAGCAGUUGAGGAGUUUGGUAGAAGAGAAGGAUGAGAAGAUAAGAGAGAUUGAGGUUGGAUUGAUGGAGAAGAACAGUCAGAAAGAGUGGGAAUUGAUGGGAACUAAGCUCUUGGUUGAACAGAUGAAGGAGGAGAGAGCAAGAAGAGAUGAAGCUGUCGAGAAGUGGAAGCAACUAUAUCUUGAAAUCAAGAAUGAGCUUGAUGAACUCAUUCAAAGAACAUACGAUGGGGAUGGUUUGUAUUGGAAAGCAGAGGAAAAUGACAUAGAAAUGGAAAAUCUGAGAAAGGAAUUGCAAGAAAAGGAGGAAACUGUGAAGGUCUUAAAAUUCCAAUUACUUGCAAUGGAGAAAGAGAAGAACAAAAAGGAGAGGGAGUUUGACCUGUUAAGGCAAAGCCUGAGGAUUAUGAAUGGCAAGAAGAGUUCAAUUCAAACCAAAGAGAGUCUCUUGAGGAGCAAAUUGGGAAAAUGAAAAUGAAAAUGCAAACACAUUGCACACAAAACCUAGGUUUUUUCAUAUCCAAAAUUGAAAAAUGUGGUUCAGUAUGUAUUAUUAUUAUUAUUAUUGUAUACUGGGUUAGUGGGUUUGUUUGUAUUUUUCAAAAGCACCUAUUUUUCUUUCAAUUUUUUCUUCCCUUCUUUUUCUGUAGAAAAAUAAACAAGCAGAAGAAAAAAAAUGUUCUUCUUGACCAUUGCAGGAAACAGAACAAAGAGGAAGAGUAGCAGUUUUUUGUUUCCUUGUGGACUAGUUUAGGUGUUGAAUAUGGCAGAGUCUAAGGACUAGUGAAGGAAAGAUACAGAGAAUAUGGUUAUUUAUUUAUUUACUUACCUAUUUUUGUUUGCAUUAUUAAAGUUAGUUUCUAAUAGAAGUUUCUGUUCCUCUUA